Molecule: messenger RNA, 4109 nt
Organism: Otolemur garnettii (small-eared galago)
Lineage: Eukaryota; Metazoa; Chordata; Mammalia; Primates; Galagidae
Gene: SLC1A4
Product: solute carrier family 1 member 4
Exons: 8
Coding region: 241-1839 (532 amino acids)
Biological process (GO): L-serine transport; L-glutamate transmembrane transport
Cellular component (GO): plasma membrane
Molecular function (GO): L-aspartate transmembrane transporter activity; symporter activity; L-serine transmembrane transporter activity
Source: RefSeq, a predicted model, not a curated record
AUCUCCAGACGGCGGCUUCUCGGGAAGGGCUAGGCGCUGCGGUCUCAUUCGGCCCUGGGUGCUCUGUUAAGCCUCUCGUCGCCCUUUCCGCACCUGCUACUGCACCAGGCUCGAGACUCCCGGGAACUGCUUCCCAGAGCCGACGGGACGCAGCUCGUUCCAAUCCAUUCAUUGACAGUCCAGUCUUUUUCCUGAGCCUGAUUCUCUUGCCUCCUCCAGCUCAAAAUCCUGGGCCAAGCCAUGGAGAAAAGCAGCGAGACCAACGGUUACCUCGACAGCGCCCAGGCCGGGCCUGAGGCGGGGCCCAGCGCACGAGGGACAGCGGCGGGACGCGCGGGGCGCUGCGCCGGCUUCCUGCGGCGCCACGCGCUGGUGCUGUUCACCGUGUCUGGAGUGCUGGCGGGCGCGGGCCUGGGUGCGGCCCUGCGCGGGCUCCAGCUGAGCCGCACGCAGGUCACCUACCUGGCCUUCCCCGGCGAGAUGCUGCUCCGCAUGCUGCGCAUGAUCAUCCUGCCUCUGGUGGUCUGCAGCCUGGUGUCCGGCGCCGCCUCCCUGGACGCCAGUUCCCUCGGGCGUCUGGGCGGCAUCGCCGUAGCCUACUUUGGCCUCACCACGCUAGGUGCCUCCGCGCUCGCCGUCGCUUUGGCGUUCAUUAUCAAGCCGGGGUCCGGUGCGCAGACCCUGCAAUCCAGCGACCUGGGGCUGGAGGAGGCCGGGCCUCCUCCAGUCCCCAAAGAAACCGUGGACUCUUUCCUCGACCUGGCCAGAAACUUGUUUCCCUCGAAUCUUGUGGUUGCAGCUUUCCGGACGUAUGCGACCGAUUAUAAAGUGGUGACCCAUAACACCAGUUCUGGAAACGUAACCCAUGAAAAGGUCCCCGUUGGCAAUGAGAUUGAAGGGAUGAACAUUUUAGGAUUGGUGCUUUUUGCACUGGUGUUGGGCGUGGCCCUAAAGAAACUAGGCUCUGAAGGGGAAGAGCUCAUCCGUUUCUUUAAUGCCUUCAAUGAGGCGACGAUGGUGCUGGUGUCAUGGAUUAUGUGGUACGUACCUGUGGGCAUCAUGUUCCUGGUUGGAAGCAAGAUUGUGGAAAUGAAGGACAUCAUCGUGCUGGUGACCAGCCUGGGGAAAUAUAUCUUUGCAUCUAUAUUGGGCCACGUUAUUCAUGGAGGAAUUGUUCUACCACUUAUUUAUUUUGUUUGCACAAGAAAAAACCCGUUCAGAUUCCUCCUGGGCCUCCUCACACCAUUUGCAACAGCAUUUGCUACCUGCUCCAGCUCAGCAACCCUUCCCUCUAUGAUUAAGUGCAUUGAAGAAAACAAUGGUGUAGACAAAAGGAUCAGCCGAUUUAUACUCCCCAUCGGGGCCACUGUGAACAUGGAUGGAGCAGCCAUCUUCCAGUGUGUGGCCGCAGUGUUCAUCGCCCAGCUGAACAAUGUACAGCUGAACGCAGGACAAAUUUUCACAAUUCUGGUGACGGCCACAGCAUCCAGCGUUGGAGCAGCAGGUGUACCAGCUGGAGGGGUCCUCACCAUCGCCAUCAUCCUGGAGGCCAUUGGGCUGCCCACUCACGACCUCUCUCUGAUCCUGGCCGUGGACUGGAUUGUGGACCGGACCACCACAGUGGUGAAUGUGGAAGGGGAUGCCCUGGGCGCAGGCAUUCUCCACCACCUGAAUCAGAAGGCAAUGAAGAAAGGGGAGCAGGAACUGAGUGAAGUCAAAGUGGAAGCCAUCCCGAACUACAAGUCUGAGGAGGAGACGUCACCCUUGGUGACACACCAGAACCCCGCUGUCCCUGUGGCCAGUGCCACAGAACUGGAAUCAAAGGAAUCGGUUCUGUGAUGGGGUUGGGCUCUAGGUUCAUCUGCCAGCAGUGGCACCCUGCCCUGGUGGCACGGAUGUGGGACAUGGACACAAGGCAUGCCCUCGCCGACUCUUAGCCUCCUGAGCGAUGAUUUGGCCCAUCCCUAGUCUGAGGAUUACCUCUUGGCACUUGCAUUGGGCUCCCCACUGGGAACGGGUUACCAAGGACCAGGACACUCUGCCAUUUGGCUUGAUCCACGUCCAGGUGCAAUUGUGUGUACACCAGGGCUCUGCUUGGAAAUACCCCUUGACCUGCCAGGCUUGGGAAAUAACAGGCUUCUUGGGGUCCUGCAGCUAAGGCUUGAAAAAUGCAGAUGUAUUCUUCAUUACUCCCUCCCCGUCAGAUCUAUAGCGGGUGCUUUCUGGGCAAGCCUGGGGAUUUACUGUCAUCUGUUACAUUGCCUCGAGUCAUAGAAAUUAGAAAAUUCCCAGAUUCCUAGCUGUGCCUGGAAUUUGCUGACUAGAACUCAGGUGGUUAAAGAGUUUGUGCUACAGCGAGGUGUGUGGGCUUCUGACUUGCUAGAUGCUGGAAGACCAAAGGCACUGCACAGUGUCAAGUUAGAAAUAUUCUGGGUAGGUAAUUAUACUGCUGGGAUUGCUGGUCAGUAGCCUUAAGUCAACAAUCUAAAUUCUAGGGUCAAACAAAGGAAUAAAGGCAGCCUGCGGUGUAUGUGUGUGUGCAUGUGCGUUCCCUAGUCAGGACAGGACAGGGCACACACACAAAGGUCCCUCUUCCCACCCCAACCCUAAGGCCUUUCUGCUCCCAAGGCCUGGGCCUCUGACAACACUGCAGCUUCAUCUCCACUCACUCUGACGUGGAACGGGCCAGAGUGGGGCCUCCUUCUCUGGAGAGGUGUGAUGUCAUCACAUUCAGGACCUUUGUUCGUUUAUUGAUCUAUUGUUUUAAUUUGGCUAGACCCUCCCUAAAACACUGUGUUAUAGCAAAAACAAAACAACACCCCCACCAAAUAUACCCAGGUACUAACUGGGGUGGGGUACCCCUGUUCCUGGGUUCCCGAGUCCCCUGGCUUUGGCUGACUUCCACAGAUAAAGAUCCCUUUCCUGCCAGUACAUCUGAGUCUGAAAUGAUCAGUGAAACAGUUCACACCCUUCCAGUUACCCGCCAACUCGGGUCGACUCCAGGUCGACUUUCCGAGGGAAGUCAGCGUGUAGCCCGUGAGAGGGAACACCUCAGCGCCUGCUCUUGGACUGUGGCUGCUCCGUCUCCGGGUGUGACCCACAGCAGGUCCUGGGCCUUGCUUUACCCCGUUUGUAAAAUGGGGCUAACACUGCCUGCCUCUUACCUACCUCAGAGGGAUUUGGUGAGGCAAGCUUAAAUCUGUGACACCACCGUUUUUCUUCUAAAGUAUAUAGUGCUGACGCUGCAGGCUCUUAUCUUUUACCAAGUGACAGCUUGCCCCACGGAGGCGCCUCCGAGUGAACACAGUGUCUGGGAGCAGGGCAGUGCUCUCCGCCUGCGUUGAUACUUCCGUCACACCACUUGUUGUCUUUGUAGUUACAUUAGCAUCAGUGUCUCCUGUUCCCAAUGUCCUUCAAGUUUGAAUGAACCAGCUACCCACCCCCCACCACAUUUCUAGGUGCCUGACUUCGAGGUGACUCCUGACCCAGGCCAUUAAAGUCUUCAGCUUCUGGCCUCAUUCAUUCCCUCACUUUCCCCAUUGCCGUGGACCCCCAAGGACAGGGCUACAUACCUUUCUAUGUGCACACCAUUGAGAUGACUGGGCGGUGGGGCAGAGACCAUCAAGCACCUCCUCGUUUUAAAAUUGGGGCCAUAUGCCUAUGUGGAAGGGUGGGGAAGAACUGCAGGGCACAGAGUUGAGCCAGCAGUAGAAAGACCCAGCUCUCCUUACACCAGCUUAGCCACUCCAGUCUCCCCGCAAAGUCAGGGGUGACCAGGAGUGAGCAGAGGUGCCUGGAAACUUUCACCCUCUGGCUGGAGCUUGUUGCUAAUUCCCUCCUGUUCCCAAAAGGGAAACAAUCACAUCAUUUGAUUCCAAACUGCAAACAGCUAUUCACUAUUUUCCAGGCUUCAGGAAAUCUCUUUUAUGUCCAUGUACACAUGUGUGUAUACCUAUAUAUAUACAUGUGUGUAUACGCACACAUGUGUGUUUUGUGUAUACAUAAUUUUAGGUCCAAUGUAAGCAAGUUUUCAUUUGGAUAGCGGAGAAUUUUUAACUACAAGUUGUAUGUCUUUUUUUGGUAUCAUGAUAUUCCCAUUUCUUUCUUUU